This is a messenger RNA of Priapulus caudatus, 2053 nucleotides long. RefSeq lists its product as uncharacterized. Bases 378 to 1391 code for a protein of 337 amino acids. NCBI's taxonomy places the organism in Eukaryota, Metazoa, Priapulida, Priapulimorpha, Priapulimorphida, Priapulidae. The record is from RefSeq and is a predicted model, not a curated record. The transcript is spliced from 2 exons.
GUCUGCUACACACAUGAUUGGUGACAUCUGCCGGACGCGUACGCGUAUAUCUGAGCGCGAUACUGAUGUCUGGAAAGACCGAUUGCUGGAUGAAUAUCCAACACUGCUGGUACUUUAUCGAGAGCCAAUAAUACCACCUAUUAAUACCGAAGAGGUACGUUUAGCUCUCGACUUCAUCAAGGUUAUAUGCGACUCAAAGUUUCGUCACAUGAUCGUCACUCGACGAGAGCGACACAACUGAACCGUUGUGGCAGCGAUGCCAACCGACCAGUGACACUGCAUACCAGCAACCACGGUGACAUGCCGCGAGAGAUAUACCGAGCAGAUAUGCUGAAAGUCCGCUGACGUCCACGGGCAUCAAAGCAGCACCGGCGGCCAUGUCGAUGACGGGGCAUGCCGGGAAGGUGGCGGCCAAGCAUGCCGGGAAGACAGUAACCGAGCAUGGCGGUAAGACUAGUGCGGGGGAGAGCCGAGAGCAGGUGCAGGCGUUCAUGCGCGGCCAGGGCAUCCGCGACGGCGACUGGCGCGGGGUGCUGCACCGCAAGCACUCGGCCGACCUCCGCCGCGGGCUCGACCGCCUCCAGGUGACGCUGCAGAAGGAGCAGCGGCAAGCCGAGCGCAAGACGUCGCAGAUGGCGCUGCUCACCCAGCAGAUGGCGCUGGCGUUCGACGACCUGGCGGCAGCGUCGUCGUCGACCUGCCCUAGCCGGAAGACGAGCACCGACAGCCAGUACAGCUGGCCGAUGGGCGGCGCCUCGCGCCGAGCCAGCGUGUCGCGCUACGGCUGCUGCGCGUCAAUGUCGCCGAUGCCGCCGGGGCGCUGCGCGAGCUGGGAGAGCGCGCUGAGCAGCGGCACGUGCGUCGUCCGUGGGGCGGAUCAUCGCACAAGCGUCAUCGACGUGCCGACGAUCCUCGUGACGUCGGCCGACGACGAUGACGACGGUGGCGCCGCCGUCGCGGCGACCACCGACCCCGCGCGCAUGGAUGACGAGCAGCUGAAGAUCUACAACUUCAUGCAGCUGGCGUCGUCAGAGGGCGCCACCGGCGCAGCGAUGGAGGGCAGGAGGGAUGGUGGCCGGCAGCGGCGCAGCAGCCGCGUGUACGCGCAGCCAAUCCCGCGACUGCGCAGACGCUCGAGCGUCGGCGGCCCGGCGGCGGCGGCAAUAGAGGAGGAGACGGAGCCCCCGCUCAGGCUUCCACCUCUCCUCCUCCCUCCGCUGCACAAGCAGAGCAAGCCGCUGCCUGUGAGAACGGGAUUCGGACCGAAGCCUGCCUCGUCUGCAGCCAAGCAGACGAUGGAAGUUGACUGGAAGGAGCUGCAGCAGUGUCGGUACUUGCGUCAGCCACGCCGACGACAGGAGAAGACCCACGUUGCCCAUUGCAACUACUGAUGAUGACGUAGUACGCAUCAGUACCUGCGUCAGCCCCGCCGACAACAGGAGAAGACCCACGUUGCCCGUUGUAACUACUGAUGACGUAGUGUCAAUACGUGAGUCGGCCAACUAUUGGUGACGCAACUUAUGUCUACUAUCCGUUAGACCUGUCGACAUCAUGAGAAGACUCACGGCAGCUACUAAUCGCGUAGCGCUGCUCAAUGUUGUGUAAAACGGUGUUCGUAGUUCGUAAAGGACCAUUCACACCGCGUGUGGCGAUGAGCUAAAACGCUUACGAGGCAGGUGGUCGCUGCAUGGGCGUACCACUGGCGAAAUAACUAAGACGAAGUGACACGGUUUGAUACAAGGGAAUAACGAAGACUAUGUACGUGACAGUAUUUGACAGUGGCGAUCUCCAUACUAUACUAUAAUAUACUUUACUAUAAUUUACUAUAAUAAACUUGCCGUGAUUUUGAGCGUUUGGUUGAGUAAUGGAAAUGCCAUUUUCCGUGUGAAAGUGGGUACCUGUGCAUGAAAACGGUCCAUAAUACUAAUAGUUGUAAAUAUGUGAACUACAUGAUCAUAUAUAGAACCAGAAAUGUACAUUGAAUUAAAGUGCCAGUUUGUUUGAGUCUCAAUUCAUGAAAGACAUUCUUAACAGCAACAAUAUAUACGCUUAG